AUGACGACUGUACCUGGCGUCGGUCGCUUCAACCAAUACGUCAAGUACGACUUUGCGAAAUGGACAAGCUUCCCCCUGGGCCUCUCAAUUAGUAAUUACGGCAUCACGGCUGAUCCUGACGACGACGAACAUCCUUUUGACCAGUACUAUGGACCCAAUAAUGUGAUCCUCAAACGAGGUCGCCCGUUACAACUCAGGGUCCCUGGAGGGCAGACCAAGUCGCCGGUUCAAGGCGCCGAAUUCACUACCGCUUACGAUGAUAUCCUUUAUGCUUCUGUCCGUACGGUAGCCAAGGUCAGCUCAGUGCCUGGAACAUGCCAUGGUUUCUUUUUCUACAAGUCCGACACCCAAGAAACGGAUAUCGAGAUCCGCACGUCCUAUCCCGACCAGAUCUUCCUUACCAACCAAAAGUCUUCGCGUACUGCUGCAGCAUCAACUUUCGAGACAGAGCCACCUUGUGAUAUGACUGCUGGCUUCCAUGAGUAUAGAUUUGAUUGGCUGAAGGGUGUCACGAAGUUCUACGUUGAUGGGGAGUACGUUGGUUCGAUGAAGAAGAAUGUGCCUACGGUGCCUGGCAGUAUGGUUUGGAACAAUUGGGCAAAUGGUGGCAGUUGGAGCGGUGGACCACCACAAAGAGAUAAUGUUCUCGAGAUCCAGAGCAUUGAGAUGUACUACAACAGGACGAGUAUAGUCGGGGUUGAUUGUAAAUAG
Aureobasidium namibiae CBS 147.97 is the source of this 711-nucleotide messenger RNA. Its product is annotated as concanavalin A-like lectin/glucanase. Bases 1 to 711 code for a protein of 236 amino acids. The transcript is spliced from 3 exons. The record is from RefSeq and is a predicted model, not a curated record. Lineage: Eukaryota; Fungi; Ascomycota; Dothideomycetes; Dothideales; Saccotheciaceae. Gene Ontology annotation, biological process: carbohydrate metabolic process. Gene Ontology annotation, molecular function: hydrolase activity, hydrolyzing O-glycosyl compounds.